Penicillium oxalicum is the source of this 1500-nucleotide messenger RNA. RefSeq lists its product as uncharacterized. The record is from RefSeq and is a predicted model, not a curated record. The coding region runs from base 1 to 1500 and encodes 499 amino acids. The transcript has 2 exons. NCBI's taxonomy places the organism in Eukaryota, Fungi, Ascomycota, Eurotiomycetes, Eurotiales, Aspergillaceae.
AUGCAUCCACUGUCUCAGAACCUCGACGCGCAAAGAGCCUCUGUCGACAUCCUAGACUCUCCUCGUCCCGUGCUCUCGUCAUUAAGUACCCAUACCUCGGCUCCUGCAUCACCGGCGCUUUCUCUAUACUCGGUCGUCGGACACAGUCGCGUCUCCAGCUCUGUCUCGUCCUUGGCCUCUCCAGUCGGCCUAGGUAAUAUGGAGAGCGCAAGUCGGAGUCAUCUCGCGGGUGUGAAAGAAGAACUUCCUCCGCGAGACUCGAUGGAAGAUCAAUAUUUCCAACAUUUCGAAUGUAGUAUUCCAACGACCGACGAGUCUUACUUGCCUAUGGACGAUUCCGCUGGAUACACGAUGAGCGACUCGGGAUUGGAACUUUGGGAUUCGCCUCCGAAACGCCGCUCCGACAGCGUGUCGGCCAAGUCGAUUUCGCGCGUUGGAUCGCAUGUGUCGACGGUCUCGGCGCGAUGGAAGCCCAGGCGCGCCUCCGGAAGCCCCGAACGAGAACCACCCAUGGACGAUAUCCGAUCGCGCGCCGACUCGGCCACGUCUUCAGCGUUGGCGAGCUCUUUUAUCGCCCCGUCCAUCAGUCGCAUCAACUCCCAUGUCCCUCCCUCCCCCGCGCAGACCAUCUUUGAGGAGCGCCUCAAUAAUUCAGGCGUCCGACCUAUUGAUAUCACUCGUGCGAACAGCAUGAGCCAGCAGCAGCAGGAGAAUGAGGAGGAUGAUCUCCAAGCGACCACCCCUCUGCUUCCCCCACUUCUUGGGGACGAUCUCUUCAGCACGGCGGCGUCGCGUGUUCAGUCCCCACUCCAGUCGCCCUCCGUCGCAGAUGUGAGCGAGAGCGCGUCCUAUGCCGUCAACUCAGAGCCUCGUUUCAUGACGGUGUCGGGUAUACCUUCCCCGCCGCUCUCCUCCAAGCCCUCGAUGGCGUCUAUCUCGCGACCCCGGGCGGGCACGGUCCGCACCGUCUCGGGCGAGGCCGCCCCGUUCGUCCUCACAGAUCCUAAUGAUGUGUGGGCAUCCAAGUUGGGACACGCCAACUUCACCAUUCAACCCGAGCCGUACGUGCCCGAAACGUACGAUCUGGAGCACUUUCAGCAGCUUCGCUCGGACUGGGAUCUUGCUCGGUGUAACUUUGCCAAGCACUUGGUCCGCACGGGUGAACAUUAUGGGGUGACCUCCAACAUCUACAGACUCACGGGUCUGAAAUGGGAGUCCAUUGACCGAGAAUGGCGAGCCCAACACGAGGCCAUCCUUAGUGCAUUGGGUUCGGUGGACGGCGUCGCACUGACGCUGACCUACACCGAGCGACGACCUUGCGACCGAGUUUGCGUUCCUCGCCUGCACGAUAAUGCCAAGUUUCCCGACAUGGGGGACGAGGACAUUGUUGGGCCGAUGGCUGUCUCCCCGGUGGCGGAGAUUGCAGGCCCCUGCCGUCCCAGAUCCUACAAGAAGCGCAACUUCUUCCGCUUCUUUCAAGAUUUGAUGGGUCGAUCUUGA